Messenger RNA from Micropterus dolomieu (smallmouth bass), 2283 nucleotides. Its product is annotated as zinc finger protein 407-like. The record is from RefSeq and is a predicted model, not a curated record. Bases 1 to 1509 code for a protein of 502 amino acids. The transcript has 6 exons. NCBI's taxonomy places the organism in Eukaryota, Metazoa, Chordata, Actinopteri, Centrarchiformes, Centrarchidae. Gene Ontology annotation, cellular component: nucleus.
AUGUACAGCACGCAGUCAUAUGGCCCUGUGCUCUGUGGGUGUGAGUGCGAGUACCCAACAACCUCCAUUUCCUUUCUCACAGGGAAGUUUGAAUGCGACUUGUGUGAGCGCUCCUUCAGUGAAAAAUGGGCCCUGAACAACCACAUGAAACUGCACAGUGGAGAGAAACCAUAUAAGUGCGCCUGGCCGUCCUGCCACUACGCCUUCCUCAACCUGUCAGCCAUGAAGGACCACUACAGGACACACACUGGAGAGAAGUCUUAUCUGUGUGACCUGUGUGGUUUUGCUGGAGGCACAAGACAUGCCCUCACCAAACACAGACGCCAACACACAGGAGAGAGACCCUUCAAAUGUAAGCUCUGCAACUUCGCCUCCACCACGCAGUCCCACCUAUCGCGGCACAAACGUGUUCACACUGGGGAGAAACCGUACCGCUGCCCCUGGUGCGACUACAGAUCCAACUGUGCUGAGAACAUCCGGAAGCACAUUCUCCAUACGGGCAAACACGAGGGCGUGAAGAUGUACAACUGUCCCAAAUGUAACUAUGCCACCAACUCUCCCAUGGAGUUCCGCAACCAUCUGAAGGAAAGUCACCCUGAUAUUGAGAAUCCAGACCUCGCCUACCUACAUGCAGGUAUAGUGUCCAAGUCUUUUGAGUGUCGCCUGAAGGGUCAGGGCGCUACGUUUGUGGAAGCAGAACUUGUGGAAUCCCCUACGAACAAGAAGGGCUCUCUCGAGGGAUCUGGCCACGAUGAGCCCGUCCAGCAGGUCAUCAUCAUCCAGGGCUACGGCGACGGGGAGGUGGCCAUCGACCAGGCCCUGGAGGAGUCGGCUGCUGCAACCUUGCAGACGCUGGCCAUGGCUGGCCAGGUGGCAGAGGUGCUCCACAUCACGGAAGAUGGACAAGUCAUAGCCUCGGGCAGGGAAGUGGCAUCCGCGGGGGCCCACCUGGCCGGAGGCAGCACCCAGUACGUGGUGCUAGAGUCGGGUGAGGCCAGGGAAGGGCUGCGGGCUGUGGCUAGGGGAGGGGUAGCAGUAGCAGGACAAAGUCACCUUGUUUCGGAGUCGUCCACAGCUCUGGAUGCUCUGCUCAGCGCUGUCAGCGAAAUGGGCCAUCAGGAGGAAAUGCAAGGAGCGGCAGCCGUCGUUCAUGAGGUCUUGACCCCUGAGAUAGCCGAGGCUGUGCAAAGUGAUGGGCAGACCGACAUGAAACAGGAACAGGACGACGUGCGGGUCAUCCAGCAGACUGGCCAGGAGGAGAUGCAGGAGGUGCUGCAGCUUGCUGCCUCCCAGAUGAUGAAGGAAGGUCUAACCCAGGUUAUCGUUAAUGAUGAAGGCACCCAUUACAUUGUGACAGAGCUGGACAACUGCACCUUACAGGUGGAGGGAAGUGUGUAUGGAGAGCCUGGGGCAGGUGACGGGGAGAUGCAGCAGGCAGAGCAGCAGGCUGGAGAAGAGAUGGUGGUCUAUCUGGAUGGAGCCCCUCAUAAUAUAGUUCUGGAAGGGUAGACGAGAGAAACAUUAACUUAAAGAGGUACAUUUGUCGUUCCAUUUCAGUUUUCCUUGUUUAAUUCUGUUAUAGCCUGCAUUAGGCCAAAUGUUUACCAGUAAAUCUAUUCCAGUCUCCACCCUUCUCUUAUCCUCUUUCAUUUUACCCGUGUUUGAUUCACUGUAUAUCUGUUUUCAGUUUUUUACCAUUCCCUCUUCGGCUAUGCUAAACUCAGGUUAAACAUCAUUUAUUUAGAAGGAGGUGGUGCUCAAGUGAGUUAACUUGCAAUACUCACAACCACCAAGGCUACAUUAACUACUUGAUUAGUGCCAUGCAACUUGAGGAGGUGAAUAUAUAUUCUCCUAAAAUGUUUUUUAAAUGCAUCUAAUAUGCUGAGAGUUAAAUGGGGAAAUAUGGAUUCUGUUCUGUAUAGGUAACAAUGGUUUUCUUGUAAAUGCAUUUUGUUUUCUUUAUGAUAUCUUUGUUUAAGAUUACAUUAAGUUUUGAUGUUAGAGUUGUGUCCUAUGACACAAUGGUUUAUUCAUAAGUCUAUUUUCUAAGGUUUUUUCUUUCCAUCCUUUGUAGUAAUUAGUAUAUCAUCAGUUAUGAAACAAUAACUUGAUGGACUUUCCAAACCGAUUUUACAGAUGAUUUACAUGUUACAAAAUAGAGUUGGUAAUGAUACAUUUGUGUUUUUUUUUAAAUCCCCUCAGCAGGUUGCAAGUACAGCUUUUGGGGAACCUCUAAAAACCAAUGCAAUUUCCUUUCUGACAAUAAAGAUUGAGACUAAAUUU